Molecule: messenger RNA, 2238 nt
Organism: Camponotus floridanus (Florida carpenter ant)
Lineage: Eukaryota; Metazoa; Arthropoda; Insecta; Hymenoptera; Formicidae
Product: CUE domain-containing protein 1
Exons: 6
Coding region: 170-871 (233 amino acids)
Molecular function (GO): ubiquitin binding
Source: RefSeq, a predicted model, not a curated record
UGAAACACGCACGCACGCACACGCAGACACACGAGAGUUAUUAUAGCGGAAUAAAAAAUUAUGCCGCAUGCAUUUUUACCUUGAAUGACACAGGCAUGGGUAGCGCUGUCAUUUCCUGAAGAUUAUCAGCAGGUGUUUUUUCAUUAAUCUCUCCGUCAACAAUUUCACCAUGGCCUCUGCAACAGAGCAGCAGCAACAGACCACGCUGGAAUUUUACCAGGCGAUGGCUGACUUUAAAAAUAUGUUCCCGCAAAUGGACGACGAUGUGAUAGAGGCUGUGCUAAGAUCCAAUCAAGGAGCUGUGGAUACUACGAUCGAUCAAUUGCUCACCAUGAGUACUGACAAUGAGAAUGAAAAGAUCAGGAGUGAAUUAGAACAAAAGGAAGAACUGCCAAGCACCAUAAAAUCACCUAGGAAAGACUCUAGCAAAUCGUUAAAAACUAUACAUAAGUGGCAGCCACCAUUGUUGGGACCAUUGCCGGAUACGUUUCUAAGACUACCCCAGCAAAUGUCAGAUGAUGGUGUUGACUCAACAUACUCGCAAGAGAAUUCUAUGCUGGAAGAUGAGAGAAUUGCUAUGUUUCUGCAGAAUGAAGAAUUCAUGGCAGAACUUCGUUGGAACGAAGAUUUUCUAUCCACAUUGGAACAUGAUUCGAAGCUUGAAAAAUACGGUGGUCAAACUGGUCAUGAUGAUGAGGAUCUAUUUAAGGAAAGACUGAAAAAUAUGGGCAAAUUAUCUCGACGUAAAUUCGCACAACUUACAAAAGUAUUCACUCGCAGUAAGAAACGCGGUGGCAGGCAAUUAUUGCCACCGACAGCUUCCUGUGACGAUCUCUUGGAUCCAGAAGAGUCAUCCAAACCUCAAUCUUAAAGAAACAUCUGUACCUAUAAGUCUACAGGGAAUACUCUUGUCGUACUUUAUUGUGAAGACAGAGUAAACUUAAUGGCAUUCACAGCUUAAGUGUAAUUUAAAUGUCACAAAAACAAGCAUAUCCAGCAUGUCGUAAUUUGCAAGAUGAAAGAAAAUUAUGUUAGAGUACUACUGUAAGAUAUAAUUUAAUUAGUGAUGUUUUUAGUUCACAUGAUGGCUGAUGAGAUAAUUAGUUGAAUAGAGAUAAUGGAAUUGCUAGGCUGAGGAUCCAAAAGCGAAUUAGUGAGGACUUAUUUAAAAAAAUGAAUAUCAAGAAAGUUUCAAACAAUACAAAAUUAUCAAAACAUCCAUAUUUCUCGUUAAAUAUGCAGUUAUACAAUUGAAUGUGUAUAUAUAUACGUAGAGGAAUAGCAUACAUUAAUUUUAAUGUAUUUCCUAAUAUAUAAGGAUAUAGAUCUGUUUUAAUUCUGAUAAAUUCAAUGUGAUAUUUUAUUGCGAUAUUGUGACGCAAAUUUUACUUUAAUAGAUUUUAUAUUUUGUUGUGAUUUUAUACAUGUUGCUUGCGGUUACCUGUAUUAUUGUGUCUUAAUCGUGCGUAAUUGUCUAAAAAUCGACAUGAGAAAGUUUCGAAAAUGUAUCGAAUGAUAAUCUUUAAAAAAUUAUUGCUAAUAUUGGGCAAAUAUUUAACUUUAUUUAAAAGUGAUAGCUACCGUUUUGAAUGGCGUUUUAAAUGAUAAUUAAGAAAUCAGAUUCUUAUUGUAUACAAAGUACGCAAUGCGAUUGCUUUUUAACAUGUGCAGCUACGAAAAAUAGUUGAUUAUUUUGUGUAUAUAUAUGUCUAUAUUUAUCGCCAAUAGUGCGUUAAUGUUAUUAUAGACAGAAUAGUUCGUUAAAAAUUUAGAAAAUGCAAUGUCGAAAUUCAGAUAAAGAUGAUUUCUUUGAAAAAUCCAGUUGUCAGGAAUGAAGAAAUCUGAAUGAAAUCUGAUGCGGUAUUGAUACAUUAAAAAGUAGUGAAUGAAGGCUUCUUAUAUUUUCAAAAAUUUAUAUUAUACAUCACAUUUUCAGAAAUUUCUAUUACUAUAUAUAAUUUAUUAAAUAGUAGAGUUACUCUACUAUUAUACUAUACAAUUUACUAUACAAUUUAACGAUAGUGUUUUUGCAGAAAUUAUACACGCAUGUGCGCAUACAUACACACAUACCACAUACAUGUACACAUACUAUUGUGGUGAGUAAUUAUUCAUGAAUUUGAUUGAAUUUAAAUUAAAGAAUACUUACAAAUGCCUUUAUUCACUUACUCUUUCGAUUCUAUUUGCCAUUGCAAAUAGCAAUUGUACUUUUUUUUUAGCAUAAUAAAUCCUAGUCGCUCA